Molecule: messenger RNA, 6855 nt
Organism: Felis catus (domestic cat)
Lineage: Eukaryota; Metazoa; Chordata; Mammalia; Carnivora; Felidae
Gene: HEMGN
Product: hemogen
Exons: 2
Coding region: 1-915 (304 amino acids)
Biological process (GO): cell differentiation; regulation of osteoblast differentiation
Cellular component (GO): nucleoplasm
Source: RefSeq, a predicted model, not a curated record
AUGGCCCCGCGCCCGGCCGCCGCGAGGGCAGGAGUGGAGAAGAAAGAGGCGAUUCUCAAAGCCCCGCUCGCCGCUCACGCAGCCGCGGCGGCGGGUGCCGGCCUCCCUGGAGCACGUGCGGGGGCAGAGGCCGCCGGGACUGCGCGGCCCGCGAACCCAGCGGAGGCCCGCCCGUACCCCCGCUGCCUAGCCCGGGCGGAGGCGGCCGCCUGGCGUUGCCCUUUUAAGAACGGGGGAGGGGGACGGCAGCGCGCCCGCGAGGAGUCGAGCCGGAGGAGUCGGCGGCGGCAGGAGCGCGCGGCUCCCGCCAGUACGAGCCGAGCCCCGGCGAAGCGGGCGCAAAACAAACCACGGUCUGGGCCCGGGAGCAGCGGCUCGAACCCACAGGCCGGUGUACGCAGCGGAGGGAGACGGGCGCCCGCCAACAUGGCGCUGCGUCGGACCGUGGCGCGCCCCGGCUGGCGCGAGGAGCCGCAGCCCGCCCACACCGAGGGGCCAGACUCCGGGCAGGGGCCCCGGGCUCCGCUACCGCGGCGCGGAGUAAAGGCGAAGCCGUCGCCGCCGCCACCACGGCUGGCCUGGGCCGAACGGGGCGCGUCCCGGGAGACCGGGAGUGGGGAAGGCCCGGAGGACGAAAGGGGAGCGAAAGAAAUGGGGGAGAAAGUUUUAUUUUUAGGCUUGAAAAAUGGCGGGAACCGCGUCCUUUUUUCAAACUUGGCCUCGGGAGGGGCGGCGGUUGCGCCACCUCCGCCGCCCCGCUCGCCCCUCCCCCGCUCCGCGCGCGCGAGGCCGCGCCCGCCCAAGCCCCCCGGACGCGCGAGGGGGCUCCUUGCCCCCCUCGGAGGCCGACAGCCCCCCCUCCUCACCCCCACGGCCCCGGCCCUCAGCCCGGCCGGCGCCAACCGUGAGGCCUGACCGGAGAAGUCCCCGCCCCGCCCGAGCCCCUUCCCAGGCCGUCCGGGAGCGCUCGGAGCCCGGGCGGCCCAGCCCCGGCUAGCCGCGCGGCUCCUCGGCAGGCCCGGCCUCCGCCCGGCCGCGCAUCCCGGGAGGCUGCAAACAUGGCUCCCAGCGUUACACAACCCCCUCCUCCCUCCCUCGCCGCCGGCCACACGCACACGCGCUCCUCCGGGGAAGGACCCCGGCGGGCGAAGAGCUCAAAGUUUGCUUUCCCCCACCCCACUGCCUUCCCCAGACGGCCGCGGGGGCCCGCGGGCGCCAAAGAGUUAAUCCCCGCGCGCUCGCUCCCCCCCUCCACGCCCGCCAACCCGCCCGCCUUCCCUGUCCGAGCCCGCGAGCUGCGCCCUUCUACGAGCCGGGGCUGGCGAACCCGCGGCCCGGGCCCCGCAGGUGGCCACCAUUACAUGCAAGUCAUCGGGGGGAGAGGGCGCCCGACGGGGUCUCUGCUUACAGCUGCCGGAGUCCGGUUCCUCAGCUCCAGGUGGAUCCUCCUCUUCAUGUCCAUGUUUCCCUCUUCCCCCCUCUUCAAACUUAACUUUCCGCGGCGGGGGCGGAGGGGGGAGAGGCGUCCCGGCCUGCGCAGCGAGGGCCGUCGGAAGGGGUCUGCUGGCGGCAGAGGCCGGCGGCGCGGUCCCAGGAGGCGGGCGGCGUGCGGGCAGGCGAGCGGAGCCCCCGGAGCCAAGUUACUCACGGGAGCGGAGAGAAACCAUGGAGGGAAAAGGGGGCUGGAGCGCAGCGCUGGUCUCACUACCGCCGCCCCCGGCCGCGGCCCCGCACUGCGCUUAAACCGGCGACGCGGCGCGGGCGGCUGCUCGGCUCGACUCGGCCCCGCGCGGCGCUGCUCGGCUCGGCGGCCGCGGCUGCACCAAGGACGGGGCGGGGAGACGCGCGGCGGGAGGGGCGGAGGCCGGGGGGGAAAGGCGCAGCCCCGGGGACUGGAGCGACUUCCUCCCUCCCUCCGACUGCACGUGGGGUGGCUGAUGUAAGACCUUCCUCGGGGGCUUCCCCGCCCGCAACCGAAGUGACACCCCCCACCCUCCCUCCCCCCGGCCCCACCUCGCCGCGCCGGGAGGCGGGUCUCCGGCCCGCCCUUGGACGUUUGCCCGGAGGGCUGCGGGGGUCUUUAAAGCCUAGUCUGUCCGGGGAGGCUCCACCAGGCCGGCCCGACGCCCGCGAAGUCGGGAGACGUGAAGGGAGCGCAGGACAGGGGCUUUCGGGUUCGCCUUCCUCUCCCUCAUACGGUGCGAAGCCAACAGUCCGAACCCCACACGCCUUGGCCUGGAGGCGGGAAGCCAGUGCUGCGGGGACCCCCGUCGGGGGCGGAAUAGCGGCCGUCCCGCGUUGCACCGCGCGGCACCGGGCGGAAUUGGCCCUCGCGGCCUGUGGGCACAGGGCAUCCCUGGCGCCCGCCCGAGCCACAGAGGGACCGAGCGUCCCCGAGUUUCGGAGAAUCUCCCUGGGUUUCCUAACAUUUAAACAUAGGCUAGCAAGGCAGCAAUUAGCAUUUCUAAUGGGGUCUCGAAGUUUUACGAAGUUUUUCCGCACACUUUUAUCUCAUUUAUUCCUCAGGGUACCCCUGCGAGGUGUGUAAUUCUCGAUGGGCUGCUGGGCUGCGUUUCGGGGAAGCUUGGCAGGUAGCCUUUGUAAUCGUCUGGCUCAGACAGCACCCUGAGAGCCAAGAUGAGGAACUGAAGCUCUGGGUCCUUAAGCUGCAUGGCUUAAGAGGCAGAGCUAAGAUUUAAACCCAGAGGAGUCUGACUCCAAAGUCUGCCAUCUUUUUUCUGUUACACCAUCGGUCCAACUGAAAUGAAGUCAGAGCAUGGGGCCUGCUUUGAACAGGAGGUUGAGAGCAAUUGUAGCCAGCCUUUAACACCAAACGGAGCAUGCAGGUGUCCACGUCGCAGGCAAAGGAGAGAUGCUGAAGGAGACUGGAACAUGGUAGCUCUGUGCCAGAGAGAGUGGUAACCUGGUGGCCCAUGGGAGAGGUGGUAUUGAUCCUUGGGGAGAAAAGGGGCAAAUCUUGAGAUCCUGUCCUCUCUUUAUAACCAACGCAAGGCUAUGAAGGCCUCUUUCCCCAUGCUACGUAGCUCACAGGAUAAAUGUCUGUUUUAUAAGAUUAAGCUACAAAGUAAUUAAUAAACAUAGCCACAAUGUGCAAGCAAAUAAAAAGAAAGCAAAAGAGCCAGAGGAGGAGAGACUACAAACCCGGUACUGUCCCUUCUGACACAGCCGGUGCUGGCAUGCACCUCUGUGAACAAAGAGCAUGUGUUCCAGUGACAUGCUUCUUUGUCAGGGGCUUCACUGCCAGAGGCAUAAAUAACACAGGCAGAACAGGGUGUGUCUCAUUGCCCUGCCAACAUCUUCCACUGGACGGUCAGUCCACAGGCCUGAAGGGGCUGUUGUCACAGUGCCCUAGUUUUGAGUGUUGCUGUACUUAACAUCAUUCUGAGUAUGCAUCUGGGUGUAAGAAAGAAGCAGAAUAUAUAAUUGUAUCUAAUCUACAAUGAUUACCAUGUCCAGGAAUUUACGGAUUUGAACAAGGGCCGGAAGAGAAUAAGCAAAAGUGAAAACCACUUAGUUUCUUAGGGAGUCUGAACUAUGGGUGAAUCUCUUUUUGCUCCCAUUAAUGUUAACAUUUGCCUAAUAAGUUUUUAAAAAUCUGUCAAAUAAUGCCCGGUUUGGGCACUCAUUUGAGUCCUAGAACUGCCCGUUAAUCAGAAUGUGUAUUCCAAUAAGCUCCAAAAUGUCCAAGGAGAACACUCUGAGCUAGUUUGUAACUCCUUGGCCCUGUUCCACCCCACUGCCUCAGCAACAUCAUCAGAUGACCGGAGCCUUCCACAAACUUUGUGGCUGUGAACAGAAUUGAAUAAAUCUGAAGACGGGAGGAAACAGCCCCACUCGAGCAUUGGUGUGACUGGCUUUGAAGCCAGUUUAGCAGAACGGGCACAUUUUCUCUUUAGUGAAGAUACUAUGAAGCUGACGUGUGACGUGUGAUAUAGAAAUCAUUGUUCUUUAAAUACUGAAUACUUUUAUUCUCCCCCUACUCUCCCAUGCAUAUGUGCAUACACUGGCAAAUCUGCCUUUUGGGUUUCCACAACACCCUGUGUGUACCUGCUACAGCAGUCAGACCCCAACUGGGAGUCGAAGGAUCUAUAGAUUCUCAAAUAGACUGUGAGCUCAUACAAAUAGACUAUGAGCUCAAGUAUUUCUGAGGGUAUGGAGAGUAGAAGUCUGGGGCCAUCUUUAGGACACAGGUGCUCUGCAAAUGUUUGUUAGGUUGAAAAGAAUGUCACAUGUAUUCAAAAAUACUGUCUAGGCAGCUGAGAUUCUUGAAACAAAGGGAGAAAAAGGCAAACAGUUAGAUGAAAAUGGGGUAAGGAAUGAGAUCCUAUGAGUCUCCAGAUGGUAAAAACGGAGAAGGAGAAGAGUGUCAGGUGUGUAGGCAGCUGCAGGUCUAGUAAGGGGCCCCUGCCAAAGAAACCAGAUUCCUCUCUGCUCUGAAACAGCUGUAAGUGCUAGGCCUUCCUGGUGCAGCAUGAAGAGCUAUGACUCGUCAAGUUUAAUAUUUAUUAAACACCAUCCUUAUGCCAAGUACUGUGCUUGGGACUUUCAUGUACAUUGCAUCUCAGUUAAUCCUGGCAACAGCUCACUGGGACAAGAUUAUGAUCCCCUUUCAUUGUUUAGGAAACAGGUUCAGUGAAGCCAAGUGGAACUCACGUAGCCAGUAAGAACCUGGAUUUCUCUGUCAUUAAGGUCUCACUAUAAUUCACUCUUGUUACUUUGAUCCACUAGUCCUCACAACUGCUUCUGAAGAAAGUUUUUGUUUUCUCUGCUUUAAGAAGAUUUACAUGCUCAUCAUGGAGGAGGUGGAAAGGGAAAAAAAAGAAAAAAGAAAAAAAAGUCAAAACACCAAAGCCCAGACAAUAAAAUUUAAAAUUUAAAUUCCUACCACUGAGACAUAUCCACCAUUCCACCAUUAAGGCAUAUAUCCUUGCAGUGUUUGUCCACCUGUGUAUUCAUAUUUUUUGUAAACAAACAAUAUUUAUACUUAGUGUGAGUAUUAAUUCUGCUCAGUUUUUCCCUUUUCAGAGAGGGACUCCAUUGAGUUGGGAAUUGUGUUCCAUCAUUUAUUGGCUGUGUGCCUUUGAACAAACCACAUAACCUCUCUGAGCCUCAGGUUGCUCAUCAGGGGACUGUUGUGAGGAUUAGACCUGAUUGUGUAGGUGAAGCUCCUACCUGGCACAAUGCCUGGCAUUCUCCUCUGUGUCCUGGGCACAAGUCCCCCAAAGCCCAAGUCCCUCCCUUACCCUAAACAGAGACACAGAGCUUGCUGGCCUCCUCAGAGGCUGUUGAAGUUCUGCUGUGGCCUUCAGUCCUUCACCUCUGCUCCAUGUCCUUCAUCUCCUGAAGGGACCCUGUGCCUUUGGCUGAGAGAAGGGCUCACCCAAACCUACAUAAGUUUUCACUCUCAAAGGGGGUGGACUUAUUUUCUGUUUGACUCAGUCCUUGGUCUCUCGUGAGGAAUUGGGAACGUGUCCAUGAGCUAGCCUGGAAAAUAUCUGAGUGGCCCCACAGUGUUGGGCAUCCCUCUCCAUAAUUAGCCAGCGUCCCCACCAUCUGGACCCUCUCCUCUACCUCACAGGGAUUUCCUUGUCCACACAGUACUAAGACUGAUCUCAGAGUCCUGUUCCUGUUGAUUGAACUUUCCAUCUGUUCUGAAGCUUGCUUUGCCAGCUCCUGCCCGGCCAGGGCCCCUUGGUGGGCACGCAAGGUACUCCUCCCUCACUCUAGACUCUGACACUACUCUGGCAGUAUAUGUGCUCCCUAGUUUGCUAGGAUUUUUUUUUUUUUUUUUUUUUUUUUUUUUUUUUUUGUAAAGGCCGUAAGUCCCAUUCUACUUCUUCCUUGAAAAGCACAGCAGUCAGGUUCCUGGGUGGCUUAUUUUUUUUUUUUAAUGUUUAUCUAUGUACACACUAUAGAAAACUUGGAAACUAUAUUUAACGAAAAGAAAAAAUUAAAAUCUCAAUUCAGGGCUAAGCACUGCUCAUGUUUUGGUGUCUAUUCCUCCAGUCUUUUCUCUACACACAUAUGGCAUUUUCUAAAGUCUCAGAUUGCCAGAAGCAUCAUCUCAUUAAUAACAGCUUUUCAGGAGGGUGAGGAGGGGGGAGCCUACUACAUUAAAUAUUCAUAUUGAUUAUGAGAAACAUCCUUAUUUCAGAAAUAGCAAAUAGUGAAAAAAAAUCAUAGUAUCUAGGAAAUGCUGUAUAUAUCACAUUAAAUUUUUUUGAUAAGUGGGAUGAUACUGUAACCUGCUUUUUUUGGUUAACAAUAAUAUAUUAUGAACACAUUUCCAUGCAACUGAAGAGUCUUCCACAAUAUACAUUCCUUGAGGACAUUCUUCUACAAAAUGAAAAUAGCUUUUCUUUUUCUGAAUAUAAAGACAAUACAUAUUCAUGUAGCAAAUUCAUGCAAUGCAAAAAAGUAUAAAGAAGAAAAUACAAGCCAACCAAAUCCCAUUACCUAGUGGCAACCACUGUUAACAUUUUUGUGAAUAUUUCCCGAGCUAUCUCUAUGAAUGUAGAUGCACACGUAAAAUACGUAAUAUAUAAAUGGAAUCCUACUCUAAGUGGUGGUUUGUGACAUGUUUUCCUUUUUCUCUUAGCAGUAAAUAGCUCCAAAUCAAUAAAUCUAGGUCUCCAUCAUAUUUGUUUGUUUGUUUGUUCAUAAAUUUGUUUAUCUCCAUUUUUACAGUCUGCAUCAUAUUUCAUUGUAUGGAUGUGGCAUAAUUUAUUUACCUGGUCUUCUACUCAUAGCCAUUUAGGCUAUUUCCAGUUGUUCACCACUAUGCACAACAUCUUUGUACAAUUAGUUCCUUGAAAUAAAUUCCUGGAAGUACAA